This is a messenger RNA of Chaetura pelagica (chimney swift), 306 nucleotides long. RefSeq names its product chromosome unknown open reading frame, human C2orf66. The record is from RefSeq and is a predicted model, not a curated record. The transcript is spliced from 2 exons. The coding region runs from base 1 to 306 and encodes 101 amino acids. NCBI's taxonomy places the organism in Eukaryota, Metazoa, Chordata, Aves, Apodiformes, Apodidae.
AUGUGGAAAGUGGUGCUGCUGGGUCUAUACACAGUAUUGGCUGUGAGGGGAUUGGCAAAGGCUGCUCCUUUCCAACCAGAAGAAAAAUGGAAGCCGCUAGAUAACCCGAGAAACAGAGACCUGUUUUUCAGAACGCUCCAGGCUUAUUUUUCGGGCAGGGGUCUUGAUCUCAGAAAGUUCCCAGCUACUUUCACUAUGAACAAUGAAGGACCAAGGCCUGUUGUAUUCUACUCAGAUCCUAUUGCUUCUGCAUUUGCAGAUUAUGAAGAAAGGAGAAAUUCUUUUCCAAAUUAUUUCAAAGGCUGA